This is a messenger RNA of Aspergillus mulundensis, 858 nucleotides long. Its product is annotated as putative C2H2 finger domain protein (Ezf). Gene Ontology annotation, cellular component: nucleus. The transcript has 3 exons. Gene Ontology annotation, biological process: regulation of transcription by RNA polymerase II. The record is from RefSeq and is a predicted model, not a curated record. The coding region runs from base 1 to 858 and encodes 285 amino acids. Gene Ontology annotation, molecular function: RNA polymerase II cis-regulatory region sequence-specific DNA binding; DNA-binding transcription factor activity, RNA polymerase II-specific. Lineage: Eukaryota; Fungi; Ascomycota; Eurotiomycetes; Eurotiales; Aspergillaceae.
AUGUCCUACGAAUACUCGCUUGAUGCAACCCAAAUGACACCAGCCACAUUAUGCGAGCGAUAUUCCGGGUCGGACGCUUCCGCAUCGCCUCUUAGUUACUGCGGCCCUCAAGCAAUGAGUGCUACGUCAAGCCAUGGAUCAGUUUUAGAUUUCGGGACAGGUCCAGAUAACAUGAACACGCAAAUGUACAACUUCUUGCCGAAUACUCCUCGCUCAGACCCCGACAUCAUGAUAAAGGAAGAGCCCGACGCCGACUACCCGGAUGCACAGUGUCUGGAGUACACGAAGCCAGCUCAGCUACCACUCUUUGCGCCAGUAGCGCAGCAUAGGACAAAUCGUUUCCGGCCCAAGUUCAAUUUCUUCGACGAAGGGGACGCUAGCGAACCGAUAGUGGCAGAUCAUGAUCUCGAGACCAACUUGUCUCCGGGCCCUUCGGCGUUUCAGCUUGGUGAACUCCCUCCAUGGUCGAGGGAUAACGCCUCAGCAGACCACGAACAACUCAAGGUCCCGUCAGCGAGUGGCCGGCAAUGUACGAUAUGCGGUGCCCAGUUUACGCGUCGUUCGAAUUGCCGAGAACACGAGAAGAGACACGAUCCCAGUAACAGAAAGUCAUUUGCUUGCGGAGUUUGCGGCAAGGCGCUCGGGCGGAAGACUGAUCUGAAGAGACAUGUAGAUAGUGUUCAUCGCGGGAUUCGCAAGUAUGGCUGUGAUGAAUGUGGGGCACGCUUUACUCGACAGGAUACGCUUGCGAGGCACAUAUCAGACGGAUGCAGACGAACCGAUCGAGGGUCUAGUGACUCGAGAGCAGCCGAGCGCCACUCCUCUGUCGACAACCAAACCACCAUCCAAAGUCGUUGA